GCAGACUCCGCCCAUAUACAUGAUGUCAGAUUCGGCAGCUGAGCUGGUGUGCCGGAAGGGAAGAUGGCGGAUCAUGAGGAGCAGUUAUCCGAAGAGGAGAAGGUACGCAUAGCAGCCAACUUCAUCAUCCAUGCUCCUCCAGGAGAGUUCAAUGAGGUUUUCAAUGAUGUAAGAUUGCUGCUCAACAAUGACAAUCUCCUCAGAGAAGGUGCAGCACAUGCCUUUGCACAGUAUAACUUGGAUCAGUUCACCCCAGUGAAAAUCAACGGCUAUGAGGAACAGGUUUUAAUCACAGAGCAUGGUGACCUUGGCAAUGGAAGGGUCUUGGACCCCAAGAAUAAGAUCUCCUUCAAGUUCGACCACUUGCGCAAGGAGGCGAGUGACCCCAAACCCCAUGACACGGAUGGAGGAAUGGAGGGCUGGAGGACUGCUGUGGACAGUGCUGUGAGAGGCUACGUUAAGGAGCAUUAUCCCAGCGGUAUCUGCACCAUCUAUGCGAAGACUAUUGAUGGACAACAAACUAUCAUUGUCUGCAUCGAGUGUCAUCAGUUUCAGCCAAAAAACUUCUGGAAUGGGCGCUGGAGGUCCGAGUGGAAAUUCACCAUUUCCCCUUCUACCACUCAGGUGGCAGGGAUAAUGAAAAUCCAGGUUCAUUACUAUGAAGAUGGGAAUGUUCAGCUGGUCAGUCAUAAAGAAGUUCAGGAGUCUAUGCCCAUUUCUAAUGAAGCACAAACAGCAAAGGAGUUUGUCAAGAUCAUGGAGGCUGCUGAGAAUGAUUAUCAGACCGCCAUCAACGAGAAUUACCAGACCAUGUCGGACACUACCUUCAAAGCCUUACGCCGACAGCUUCCUGUGACGCGCACCAAGAUUGACUGGAACAAAAUCCUGAGCUACAAGAUUGGAAAAGAGAUGCAGAAUGCUUAAAUGCCAGCAUUGCAUGACUGGAUUAAUGUGUUGUCAUUGUACAAAUUAGGUUCAUUGAAAAAAAACUAAAACGAUGGUUCAGUCCCACCCAAAAGUGAACCAUAUUCAUAUUAAGAAACUUACCUUUACUAAAAACUUUGCAGAGAUGCCAUGAAUUAAAUACAGUAAUAUAUGUUUUGGUAAGGUUGAAGGGGAGGGAAGCAAAAGCAAGACUGUGCCAAAGGAAAAAAUCAUGUCACCUUAGAAGUAUUUUUUACUUCAGGUAAUAACAAUUAAAAGCUAUUAAAUAUUGAUAUUGGAAGAGAAUGAAGACAAUUGCAAGGUUUCAACCAGUGAAGAACUACUUGACUUGAUUGGCAAGAAAUAAGGAGCAAAUCCGAUAAACCAUAUUAACCAACUAGUGUUUUUGGUUAUAUUCAUCUUUUGCACACACUGUUUUGCUUGAUGAUGUGGAUGUUUCUCUGUCUCCCAAUGUCAGGACUUUCAUGUAUUCCCGGUUGUAUAAUGAUAGUUAAUCCUUACCAUUGAUCACACGUCAGCUAUCCCACAACUGAUGUCUCGGACACCUUCAGUGAAAUCUUGAAAUGCUUAGUUAACAAGUCAUCUAUUACGUAAUGUGCAUUCAGUUUAUCAUGGAAUUACAGUUGCACUCCACAUGUCCUUAUUUUUAUUGAUGCAGACAUGACUGUACAUGGCACAUUGUAAUAUAUACAUGUAUUAAACACCUUGUCUGUCGGUUUGGCGAUUUAUUCCUUUCAGAUUGAGAACUGUAAUUCAGUCAUAAAUGUGUUACAUUAAAUGACAAAUUUUCUA
This is a messenger RNA of Clupea harengus (Atlantic herring), 1737 nucleotides long. Its product is annotated as capping actin protein of muscle Z-line subunit alpha 2. Gene Ontology annotation, cellular component: F-actin capping protein complex; cortical cytoskeleton. Gene Ontology annotation, biological process: barbed-end actin filament capping; actin cytoskeleton organization. Gene Ontology annotation, molecular function: actin filament binding. The record is from RefSeq and is a predicted model, not a curated record. NCBI's taxonomy places the organism in Eukaryota, Metazoa, Chordata, Actinopteri, Clupeiformes, Clupeidae.